AUCGACUUCCCGCCACACCCACCAAGAAGCCCACGCCACUCUAUCCCAGAGCUCUCGAUGGUGCUUCUCCGGCUUCAGGGCUGGAGUUGGGGUGGAGGGCGGGAAAAACCAGAGAGAGAAAACAUAGAGUACCCCGGCAGCCGGCAAGAGGAAGAGAGAGUGGCUUCCACAUCCCCAAUAUCCUAGAGGCGGCUGGGCGGAGGCGGUCGCACAAAGGGGGCACCGGGGGCCGCUCCAGCCGCGGCCGACCAUAGAGAUGCGGCUCCAGCCGGCACGGGGUCUGGAGCCUUCCAGGUUACAAGCCGCCUUUCCCGUUCGUUGGCUCUUAUGAUCCAGCUCCCGCCCGGCGAUGUGGACACUGUCAUCACCUCCAUUUUACAGACAGGAAAGCUGAGGCCCAGAGAAGCGAUGCGACUGUGUCUGUCCAAGGCUACGCGUCCUCCUGCCCGGAAGAUAAGCGUAUUUCUUCUCUCGUGCCCACCUGUCUCCUACCUCACGCUGCCCUUCCUCAGGUGAAGGUUCUUAAUCUUGACGGCUCAGCGUCCUCCUUGGCUCCCCCCGGAGGCCAUGUAUGGCCAAGCUGGAAGAUUCCCCAGAGCAGCGAUAAUAUUCACAUUUAAGAGGCCAAAACACACAAGUCGGUGGUGAUGACAGACCCACUUUUGGACUCACAGCCAGCCCAUAGCACCGGAGAGAUGGAUGGACUGUGUCCUGAGCUAUUGCUGAUCCCCCCGCCUCUCUCUAACCGUGGAAUCCUGGGGCCUGUCCAGAGCCCCUGUCCUUCCGGGGACCCUGCGCCUUUGCCUACUGAGCCAGGCUGCCUGCUGGUAGAGGCCACAGCAACCGAAGAGGGUCCAGGGAACAUGGAGAUCAUUGUGGAGACAGUGGCUGGAACCCUGACCCCAGGUGCUCCUGGAGAGACCCCAGGUACAAACACAGUUGCAAGCAGGCCAGUGGGACAGGCAGCUCUGAGCCAAGAUUGUGCCCCUCAACCACAGCCUGGACAACAAAGCGAGACUCUCAAGUGGGAAGAAAAGGGUCAAAAAGAAACACACGAAAUUGUGUGUAAAAAUCUCACUCUCUCAACUCUAUUCCCUCUCCCAGGGGAUGUGGUCUCUGGCACCGAGUCCCUCUUCAAGACCCAUAUGUGUCCAGAGUGUAAGCGCUGCUUUAAGAAGCGGACCCAUCUGGUGGAACACCUUCAUCUCCACUUCCCAGACCCCAGUCUCCAGUGCCCCAACUGCCAGAAGUUCUUCACCAGUAAGAGCAAGCUCAAGACCCAUCUGCUGCGGGAGCUGGGUGAAAAGGCCCACCACUGCCCACUGUGCCACUACAGUGCAGUGGAGAGGAAUGCACUCAACCGCCACAUGGCCAGCAUGCAUGAAGAUAUUUCCAACUUCUACUCAGACACCUAUGCCUGUCCUGUCUGCCGUGAGGAAUUCCGCCUCAGCCAGGCCCUCAAGGAGCACCUCAAGAGCCACACGGCAGCAGCCGCGGCAGAGCCGGUACCCCUUCGCUGCUUUCAGGAGGGCUGCAGCUAUGCAGCACCCGACCGCAAGGCCUUCAUUAAGCACCUGAAGGAGACCCAUGGGGUGCGGGCUGUGGAGUGCCGCCAUCACUCAUGUCCCAUGCUCUUUGCCACAGCCGAAGCCAUGGAGGCCCACCACAAGAGCCACUACGCCUUCCACUGCCCCCACUGUGACUUUGCUUGUUCCAAUAAGCACCUAUUCCGUAAACACAAGAAGCAGGGCCACCCUGGCAGUGAAGAGCUGCGCUGCACCUUCUGCCCCUUUGCCACCUUCAACCCAGUGGCUUACCAGGAUCAUGUAGGCAAGAUGCAUGCUCAUGAAAAGAUCCACCAGUGUCCUGAGUGCAGCUUUGCCACUGCCCACAAGAGGGUGCUCAUCCGACACAUGCUUCUACAUACCGGUGAGAAGCCUCACAAGUGUGAGCUGUGUGACUUCACAUGUCGAGAUGUGAGCUACCUAUCGAAGCACAUGCUGACCCACUCCAACACCAAGGAUUACAUGUGCACUGAAUGUGGCUAUGUCACCAAGUGGAAGCACUACCUCCGUGUGCACAUGCGAAAACAUACAGGGGACCUCAGGUAUCAGUGCAACCAGUGCUCCUAUCGCUGCCACCGGGCUGAUCAGCUGAGCAGCCACAAGCUGCGGCAUCAGGGCAAGUCUCUGAUGUGUGAGGUGUGUGCCUUCGCCUGCAAGCGGAAGUAUGAGCUGCAGAAGCACAUGGCUUCCCAGCACCACCCUGGCACACCGGCCCCGCUCUACCCUUGUCACUACUGCAGUUACCAGAGCCGCCACAAGCAGGCUCUGCUGAGCCAUGAGAACUGCAAGCAUACCCGCCUCCGUGAGUUCCACUGUGCCCUCUGUGACUACCGCACCUUCAGCAACACCACACUCUUGUUCCACAAACGCAAGGCCCAUGGCUAUGUGCCUGGAGACCAGGCCUGGCAGCUCCGCUAUGCGAGCCAGGAGCCAGAAGGGGCCAUGCAGGGCCCGACACCCCCACCAGAUUCAGAGCCCUCAAGCCAGCUGUCUGCCCAGUCCAAGGGGCCAGGUCACGAACCUGGGACUGUGGUGGACCCCAGCUUGGACCAGGCCCUGCCAGAGACAAGUGAGGAGGUCAACACUGGAAGACAGGAGGGCAGUGAGGCUCCCCAUGGGGUUGACCUGGUUGGCAGUUCCAGCCCAGCAGAGGUGGAAGAGGGCAGCUGCACACUACACCUAGAGGCCCUGGGAGUAGAGCUGGAGUCUGUGACUGAGCCACCCCUUGAGGAGGUCACUGAAACAGCCCCUAUGGAGUUCAGGCCCCUGGGACUGGAAGGGCCAGAGCUAUCUAACUUUGAAGGUAUUGGGACUUCUGACUUGGGUGCCGAAGAAAAUCCCCUUCUGGAAAAGCUAGCAUCUGAGCCCUCCACAAAUCCAUCCUUAGAGGAGGCCCCUAACAACUGGGUAGGAACCUUCAAGGCAACUCCACCUGCUGAGACAGCACCCUUGCCCCCGUUACCUGAGUCAGAGUCGUUACUCAAGGCUCUAAGGAGACAGGAUAAAGAACAAGCAGAGGCAUUGGUGCUAGAGGGGCGGGUGCAGAUGGUAGUGAUCCAGGGAGAGGGGCGAGCCUUCCGCUGCCCCCACUGCCCUUUUAUCACUCGCCGGGAGAAGGCCCUGAAUCUGCACUCCAGGACUGGGUGCCAGGGCCGCCGAGAGCCCCUGCUGUGCCCUGAGUGUGGGGCUAGCUUCAAGCAACAGCGUGGCCUCAGCACCCACCUGCUGAAGAAGUGCCCUGUUCUGCUCAGAAAGAACAAGGGCUUGCCCAGACCAGAUUCACCCAUACCUCUGCAACCUGUGCUCCCGGGUACCCAGGCCUCAGAGGACACACAAGGUGGGAAGCCCCCACCUGCACCACUAGAAGCAGAGCUACUGCUUCCGAAAGAUGUUCCUUUGGAGCUUCCCAAGGAGCCAGAAGAAACAGAAGAGCCUCUUGCCACAGUCUCUGGUUCCCCAGUCCCUCCUGCAGGAAACUCCUUGCCCAGAGAGGCCCCUAAGAAGCACUGCUUUGACCCAGUCCCUGCUGCAGGAAACUCCUCGCCCACAGAGGCCCCGAAGAAACACCGCUUUGAGCAGGGCAAGUUUCACUGCAACUCCUGCCCAUUCCUUUGUUCCCGGCUCUCCUCUAUUACCUCUCACGUGACUGAAGGCUGCAGGGGAGGACGUAGUGGGGGAGGAAAACGAGGGACCUCCCAGACCCAGCUUGUGUCCCCAUUGAGCAAUGAGGACUCUGCUCCCCUGAAGAAUAGGAGUACAGAGUCCAGAUCUGGUGAUGGGGAUACAGUUCUGGUUCAAAAGCAGAAGGGGGCUCGCUUCACCUGCCCCACAUGUCCCUUUAGCUGCCAGCAGGAACGGGCUCUGAGGACUCACCAGACACGGGGCUGCCCCCUUGAGGAGUCUGGAGAGCUGCACUGCAGCCUCUGCCCAUUCACUGCUCCUGCUGCCUCUGCCUUGAGGCUCCACCAGAAGCGGAGGCACCCCACUGUGGCCCCAGCCCGUGGGCCCCGGCCCCAUCUGCAGUGUGGGGACUGUGGCUUCACCUGUAAACAGAGCCGUUGCAUGCAGCAGCACCGGCGGCUCAAGCACGAGGGGGUGAAGCCUCAUCAGUGCCCCUUCUGUGACUUUUCCACCACCAGACGGUACCGGUUAGAGGCUCACCAGUCCCGACAUACAGGCAUUGGCCGCAUCCCCUGCAGCUCUUGCCCCCAGACAUUUGGUACCAACUCGAAACUGCGCUUGCACCGGCUAAGGGUACAUGACAAAACACCCACCCACUUCUGUCCACUUUGUGACUAUAGUGGCUACCUUCGCCAUGACAUUACUCGUCAUGUCAACAGCUGCCACCAAGGCACCCCAGCCUUUGCCUGCUCCCAGUGUGAAGCCCAGUUCAGCUCAGAGACAGCACUUAAGCAGCAUGCUCUGCGCCGACACCCUGAGCCUGCACAGCCUGUCCUUGGCUCUCCUGCAGAGACCACUGAGGGCCCCCUGCACUGUUCCCGCUGUGGGUUGCUAUGCCCCAGCCUUGCCAGCUUACGAGGACACACCCGUAAACAGCACCCACGGCUUGAGUGUGGGGCCUGCCAGGAGGCCUUCCCUAGCCGACUGGCUCUGGAUGAGCACCGGAGACAGCAGCAUUUCAGCCACCGCUGUCAGCUCUGUGACUUUGCUGCCCGGGAGCGGGUGGGCCUGGUGAAGCACUACCUGGAACAGCAUGAGGAGACUUCAGCAGCUGUGACAGCCUCAGAUGGGGAUGGGGAUGCUGGCCAGCCCCCUCUGCACUGCCCCUUUUGUGACUUCACGUGCCGCCAUCAGCUGGUACUAGAUCACCAUGUGAAAGGGCAUGGGGGCACUCGUCUCUACAAGUGCACCGAUUGUGCUUACAGCACCAAGAACCGGCAGAAGAUCACCUGGCACAGCCGCAUCCACACUGGGGAAAAGCCUUACCACUGUCACCUGUGCCCUUAUGCCUGUGCUGAUCCCUCUCGCCUCAAGUACCACAUGCGGAUCCACAAGGAGGAACGGAAGUACCUGUGCCCUGAGUGUGGCUAUAAGUGCAAGUGGGUCAACCAGCUCAAAUACCACAUGACCAAGCACACAGGACUGAAGCCAUACCAGUGUCCCGAGUGUGAGUACUGCACCAAUCGGGCUGAUGCACUGCGUGUGCACCAGGAGACCCGGCAUCGAGAAGCACGGGCUUUCAUGUGUGAGCAGUGCGGCAAGGCCUUCAAGACGCGCUUCCUGCUGCGCACCCACCUUCGCAAGCACAGUGAGGCCAAACCCUAUGUGUGCAACGUGUGCCACCGUGCUUUCCGCUGGGCUGCUGGCCUGCGCCAUCAUGCCCUCACCCACACCGACCGCCACCCCUUCUUUUGCCGCCUCUGCAACUACAAGGCCAAGCAAAAGUUCCAGGUGGUCAAGCACAUACGCAGGCACCACCCUGACCAAGCCGACCCAAACCAGGGUGUGGGCAAAGACCCCACCACCCCCACAGUGCACCUGCAUGAUGUGCAGCUGGAGGAUCCCAGCCCUCCUGCUCCUGCCACUCCCCACACUGGACCUGAGGGCUGAAAGCCUGCCCCACCUGAAUAGGAAGAGGGUAUGGUCUGAGAUGUGCAGACUGGGAUCAGCACUAACCUGAGGAGCCUAAGGAAGGACUGGCUUUUGGGGAGCAAGGGUGACUAGAACCCUCCUGGGACUCUGGCUAUAGUACUUUGAAAUUAUCACCCAUAUAAAAGGGGGACAUGGACUACAAUGUUGAUUUCUUAUUGCUGUAUAUUGUGUUUUUAACCUGCGAGUUCCCGGUUUCUUCACCAUCACUCCAUCAAAGUCCCUGGCUAUAAGAUCUGGAUUUUACCCACUCAAUCUUCUCUUUCCUUCUUACUGUGUCAAGUCCUAUUUUCUUUCAGAAUCUUCUAAAAACAAUUGUAUCUAACCGCAUGUGCUGUUGUGCCUAAUGCUCUAUAAAGCAUGUUAAACAGAAA
Molecule: messenger RNA, 6049 nt
Organism: Mandrillus leucophaeus (drill)
Lineage: Eukaryota; Metazoa; Chordata; Mammalia; Primates; Cercopithecidae
Gene: ZNF142
Product: zinc finger protein 142
Exons: 11
Coding region: 648-5636 (1662 amino acids)
Biological process (GO): regulation of gene expression
Cellular component (GO): nucleus
Source: RefSeq, a predicted model, not a curated record